AUGGUCACGACCAUGAAGCUGCCCCCACUGGCAGUUGGAGUCCACCCUUCCAACCGGGACGGGUGUGGAGUGAACCCAUCUGACGUUCACGAGCUCAUCGACAACAUCAGUGGCGUUGGAUGGGUGGAUUCAUCUGCUUGGCCGCUAUGUGGUAGUCACACCAAUUAUGCACUUCGCCUGAUCGUGCAGGAGGUUGCGCAUGAAGGAGGCGCACUCACCCAGGACGGCAAACUGAGCCUGAGCUUGGUCCAGAAGCACGACCAGGCUUUCUACAAAGCCGCUACUACCGGCAUUACGUUCAAGGUGCUGAACAAGGAGGUCGCCCGUCAAUGGCCGGACCUCCUGCCAAUGAUCCAGCAGUAUGGCAAUGCAAGUUUACAGAAACAAGAGCACGAACUUCAGAUGUUGUGCCGCCUGCAUGCUUUGUACGUGGCCCAACAAGCAAAAGGGGGCGCAGUGUCGUUCGCUGAGAUCAAACGGAAGGCUUUGCAGAGUCGACCGCCUUGCGCUGCUGCAGUGCCAGCUUUGUACAGCUUUGUUCUCAAAGCUAGUGGUGGCAGUACAGGUGAGCUCCUCAAGGAGACAGAGCGUUUCGUGAGACAGCGAUGUUCUUCGGCGAGGUCGUUGGGGGCAGAUCUUUGGGAGGUCUUGGCUCAUGAGCCUAAAGGUUUCGCUUCUUCUGGCUCUUUGGCCUUGUUCAGACAUGCAAUGGUGAAGCUGGCCUACUCGUCGAAGAAGAUGGGCAAGGCCGAAUGCAAGAAGAUGUUCAGUCACGACAUCAAGCGUGAUGUGGUCACGGCAGAUGCUUUGAUGAACGAACUUCGUUCACUGGCACGGCACCACGCAGAUCCGAGUACUCCACAGGUGUUCAUUGCCCAAGGCUUGACUGACCAGAUGUUGGCAAGCUUUGCCAUCAAGCUUCGUCUUCCAGACGAAAAGCUAUAUGAAUCGUUCGAUGAGAUUUGCCAUGACUUUGUCCUGGUCUUGAGGCACAUGACUGGCCAGCCUGUCCCUUCUCGAUGGGAGGCAGGGUUGAAGGAAGAGGAGAAGGCCAAGGUCAAAGAGAGUGAUUCUCAGGCCACCCUGCGGGAGCUGAAAGAAGAUGGAACCUUCAAGGAUCCGGCCAAGGUGCUUGCUGAGAUGGGGUUCCCGGUCGGAUCGCACAUUCGCCGCAAGAGUGACAAGACAGAGGCCGUGAUCACGGAAGUGGUGGAAGACAAUGUGAAAGUCUCAAUUGAUGGAGGCUUCUUCAAAGUCAGCAUCAAGGACAUUAUGAAUGGGAUGUGGGCUACCUUCACUCCGCGUCCUGAGCGUGAGGUAUUGCAAGAUCUUGCCCAGUACGCCACGAGCCAGAGCUGGAACUACGAGGCCUCUUUGACUGCUGCCAAGAUCACUUUGGAACUUGAGGACCUCUCGAAGAAGUACAAGCAGGAUCAAUGGCACGCCCUUGAGCUUCAACUGAAGCCAGGCAAGGUUUUGCAGGUCGUACAGCCCAUCCAGAAGCACAAGCUCAUCUUGGCGCCAACAACUUCAAAAGUCAUGUUCAAGUGGGAGGGAGUUCCUGCCGCUGGCGUGAAGGUUGAGACCGACUGGGAGGAUGCUUGCUCUUUCUUCCUGCUCGCAGAUUCCAAGUUGCCAGGAGAUGAUGAGCCAGAAGAUCCAAAGGAUUGCAGCUUCUGCCCGUACUUCAGCGUGGAGAAGACCAGCAAGGAGGACGAGUCCAACAUGGAGGUGUUCUGGGCCCAUGGGCGAGACAGUACUUUGAGGUUUCCUCUUCUCCGCAACGCGAGGAAGCUCGAGACUGGAGAGCGGCUGAUGAUUUGGCAGGAGAAAGUGUCUCAGGCAGUGGAGCCUCUUGCUGCAGCUUCACCGGCCAAGCGGCCUGCACCGGAAGGCGGCCGCGCCAAGAAGAGGAGCAAGUGA
Molecule: messenger RNA, 1923 nt
Organism: Durusdinium trenchii
Lineage: Eukaryota; Dinophyceae; Suessiales; Symbiodiniaceae
Source: the annotation of a GenBank genome assembly